AUGAGAAGGGGAUGCAACGGGAGCCAGGACGCUAAUGAGCACACUGGUGCCAGCAGGAGGACGGGCCGCUACGAGAACAAUAACGGCAACGAGAACACGAGCGCCAAAAAUAACACGGGUUGCAACACAGACGCCGGCAAGAACACGGGCCACAACGAGAUCACGAGCGCCAGCGAAGGGGAGGACACCAAUAAGAACACGAGCGCCAACAAGAUCACGGCGCCAAGGAGAACACGGACACCAGAGAGGGCCCUGUGCUACAGAGAACACGGAUGUCACGAAGAGCACGGGAGCCAACGGGAGCGUGAACGCCAACGAGAACACGGGCGACACAGAGAACCCGGCAACCUCGGGGAACACGGACGCAAACGGGGGCACGGACGCCAGCGAGAUCACGAGCGCCAAUGA
Molecule: messenger RNA, 408 nt
Organism: Phytophthora nicotianae INRA-310
Lineage: Eukaryota; Oomycota; Peronosporomycetes; Peronosporales; Peronosporaceae
Exons: 1
Coding region: 1-408 (135 amino acids)
Source: RefSeq, a predicted model, not a curated record